Molecule: messenger RNA, 5260 nt
Organism: Cyprinus carpio (common carp)
Lineage: Eukaryota; Metazoa; Chordata; Actinopteri; Cypriniformes; Cyprinidae
Gene: glis2b
Product: zinc finger protein GLIS2
Biological process (GO): regulation of transcription by RNA polymerase II; smoothened signaling pathway
Cellular component (GO): nucleus
Molecular function (GO): DNA-binding transcription factor activity, RNA polymerase II-specific; RNA polymerase II cis-regulatory region sequence-specific DNA binding
Source: RefSeq, a predicted model, not a curated record
GUAAUCUGCCGGGCCUUGUUUAAAAACUGACUCCAUAUUUUGCAAUCCAAGGGAACUGGAGCAAACAUCCCCUCUGGAAAGUUGAAGGUGGAGACCAGUGCUGGGCCAUAACACAUCCAGAAGGUUUUACAGAAGGUUGCAGGCUCUGGACCGCAUGCCGUCAUGCUGUCCUUAGACGAGCCACUGGACCUGAAGGUGCCGAGGGGGUGGGUCAGUGGGCGGGACAGAGGUGCCAGGUCUCCACCCACCCUCACUCCCUCUCCCAUUCACGCCAAGGGGGCGGGGCAGCUGCGGAUGGCAGACGACGGGACCGCCGUCAUCGUUCCAGCGUCUCCUGCCUCUCCACACACAGGUGUCCUGCAGGCUAAAUCGGAGACCCCCACACCACCCGCUGUGGACCUCAGCCUGUCCCCGUCCUCCAGAAACACCGCCUGCUCUCCAGAUCUCGCCAAUGGAAAUGGCUCAGCUCCCAUUUUCCCCGGGGACUCAGCUCAUAUCCGUUAUGUGGAGGGAGGGGCGACAUCUCAAGCAUUCCAGUUCUUCCUGCCCAUUGGAGGAGGUGGAGGGCUUCACCUGCCUUCCUCGAUGUUCAUUCGGCAGCCCAAGGACACACGAGCUUCUCCAGACCUCUCCGCAGAUGAACAGCUGGCCUGUCGCUGGAGGAGGUGCCACCUACUUUUUGACUCCUUGCAAGACCUGGUUGAUCACGUCAAUGACUUCCAUGUAAAGCCUGAGAAGGAAUCUGGGUACUGUUGCCACUGGGAGGGAUGUGCACGCAAAGGACGGGGAUUCAAUGCCAGGUACAAGAUGCUGAUACACAUUCGUACUCACACCAAUGAGAAACCUCACCGCUGUCCCACCUGCAACAAGAGCUUUUCCCGCCUGGAGAACCUCAAGAUUCACAACCGCUCGCACACAGGAGAGAAGCCUUACAUCUGUCCCUACGAGGGCUGCAACAAGCGCUACUCCAAUUCCAGUGACCGGUUCAAACACACGCGCACGCACUAUGUGGACAAGCCCUACUACUGCAAGAUGGUGGGCUGCUUGAAACGCUACACGGACCCCAGCUCUCUGAGGAAGCAUAUUAAGGCUCACGGGCACUUUGUCGCCCAGGAGCAGGGAGGUCCGGGUGGGGUGGGCUCUCUGAUGAAGCCGGGGCAGAUUGCAGGGGCUGGGAAAGAAUCUGAGCUGACUUACGUCAGUGGGGCCCACUUUAUCAUUCCUGGUGCUGCCGCUGCUCUUCUGGGUGGUCACGGUCUGCAGGGUCUUGGAGGCUCCCUCCCCUUGUCCCCCCUCAAUCACCACCCCUUGGACUUGAGCACACUGGGCUGCCCAAGCUCCCCUCCAGCUGGGCUUGGGAAGGCAUCCAUCCUGUCCUUCAAUGGUUCGCCGCUUGGCCUGGCCAAGUCACCCUUGCUAUCUCAUACCUUCUCAUCUUCCACGUUGGGGUUGCCCAUGGUGCCUAUUUUGGGCUCGGAGCGCAGGGACCAUGGCAAGGGCAAGGCCAGAGGUGACGAGGGUGAAGACGAGAUCCACGGUGGCGUGCUCAACUUGUCUACGGGGGCAUCCCACGACCCCCUGUCUUGGGUUGUCAUCCCUUCUGGCCCAGUGGUGCUGAAGCCAGCUGUGGUCAACUGAGCGCCACAUUCCAGAGGAAUGGCAGGGGAAGGGUGGGGGUGGAACAGGGGUCAAAGGUCAGAGGCAAGCUUAUGGGGGUUUUCUCAAAGCAAAUGCAGUUUUGCUUGGAGGUGACACCAUCUUUAACUUUUAAUGCUUCUUCAUUUUUCAUUUGUACCUUAUGGUCUGGCACAGCUACCUGUUUCUUUUGGUAAUAGGGAUGGUAUCUUGAAGCAUAAUUAUCCUAACAAUCUAGAAAGUGGCCAAACACUCACCUCUACUGCAUUCUUUUUCUUUCUGGCUUAUCUUGUUACCAGGGUUAUCCAGUCUUGCUCCUGGAGAGUUCAGUUCCAACCUGCUUCAACACACUUGCUUGAAAGUUUUGAGUGAUCCUGAAAGAGCUUGAUUAAUUGUGUUAAAUUAGGGUUGGGGCUAAAGUAGUGGUGGGCAAAUCUGGCCCUCAAAGUCCACUGUACUGCAGUUUAGUUACAACCCUCGCUAAACACAAACUAAACUAAUGAAAUUCUAUAAGAUUACUAGAUAAAUUACAGCCAGGUGAGUUUGUUGGACGUAAACUCUGCAGGACAUUGGACCUUGAGGGCCAGGGUUGCCCUCCAGAAGCAGGACUGGACCCUAAGUCUUAUACACUUUGUUUUCUGUUUUAUGAGAGCACUGAUCUAAACGGCAGACUUCCGAAUCUGUGCCCUUGCUUCAAGAGACAACUCUAUUUAUGCGUAAGAGAAACUUUUGGACGCCAGUGUACACAACACACUAAAGAUACAAAUGUAUGCUAUUAUUCUUCAGGAAAUGACCUUCAAGCCAUUCCGUGCAUUAUGAAAAGACCUCUGAGCAUAGCGAGCUAGAGAUCUUUGAGGCUAAAUCGCAUGGGCUUGGUCAGGUUUGCAAAGGGGUGCUGAGGUCGUAGAUCAGACGAGAGCAGCUCGUUCACUUGCCGUCAAUCAACAUCUGUUGUACCCUUUAGACCAGUAGUGUCCAGUUCUGGCCCUGAUAUGCCACUUUUCAGCAGAGCUCAGCUCCUACACACAAGUUUCUAGUGAUCCUGAAGACCUUGAGUAGCUGGUACAGGUGUUUGCUUAGGGCUAGAGCUAAACUUUCCCGGAUGGUGGCCCUUUAGGAGCAGGAAUGGACGCCACUGCUUUAGACUGUCCCGAGCCCCACCUCGGUCAGAGUGUACCCUCUGCAUCCCUUGCAAGUGAACUUCCUUAGCUCAAUGCUAUUGCAAGCUAUAUGAAAAACUGUGCAUUUGCUGCUAGCUGUGUCACUGCAAUGUAAGCAUACAUCUUUGAAUAAAAAUAGACAAAGUAUGAACGACAAUCUGUCCUCUGAGGAGGAGGAAAUAGAAACCUUGACUAGCUCUAUUUUGUUGAAAAAGAGAUUUACAGACACAAGGCUCAGACUGACUGAGUUUUAAGUCAUACAAGGGCACAAACUCACCAAGUGGUCAUGCUUAUGCCCCAUAGGACAACAGUGCCAUCUUAUGGUCAUCACUUGUACCGCACACUACUACCUGAACCAAGGGCCAGAUUUAACAGUAUUUUCCUGCUUUGCCGUAUGUUAGCAUGGCAGGAUAAAACAAAGGACCUUUGGCUGAUGCAUAAUAGUGGAAUGUUUAAAUUAACUGUUAUCCACAACCCAGUGGACAUGCUGACAUUUGCAAUACACCAGUUUAAGUGUACUUCAACAAUUAAGGGCCUAGUUCGCUUAAAAUAACUUUGGUUUCACAGUUUGCCCCAUGUUAAAUCACUGUACUAAAAAUCUAAUAGUAAACCCAGAGAUUAAAUUAGGGACUUAAUAAUGAAGUGUAGAAAGCACUAUUCGGGUGGCCAAAAGAUAGCAUUUUGAUUCAAGGCCCUUUCACGUGACCCACAUCAACGUUCUCCAAUGCAUCAAACUCUAGAGCGAGGUGUCAUGUUUCAGCAUUAUUCCUGAUGCCACCUUACACAAAUGGAGUUGAAGGCGAAGCUCCAAGUACUAAAAAUGUCACAUUUGACCCCAUUUAGCUCUGAUUUUUGAUGUGUAAUUAUGUGCUUCAUCAUACAAACUGAGAAUCAAAACUCAAACGACAGAUUCUGUGCUAGAUUUUAGGCACAUCAUGUUGUACAACACAACCUUUAAGGCAGAUAUUCAUAUUGUGCAUUUUAUGAUGCUAUCUCCAGCGUCAAACCCGUGCAUAAUUCUUGUGUUGAAAGGUGCAUUUAAAUCCUGAAGUGGGUCAUGUGAGACUUUACAGAGUCUUUGGCAUCCUCCACUGAUAAUCAACCUGUCACAAUCAACACCUCAUUCAGAUUAAAAUAAUGCUCUUAAUUAAGUCUUCUCUCCUGAACUCAGGCACGUAACAGCUUCUGUCUUCUCAGGAGAAGUACUUCUGCAACAUAGAUGACAUAUUUAGAGCAUCUUUCAGUAAUGUCCAUUACUCACAGAUUGCGAGAAAAAAAAUGAUAGAACAAACGAAUGUAAUGUUAAAACAUUCCAACUGAAAUAAUCGCACUUCCUUAAAUCAUGUACCCUGCCCUCCCCUCCAAACCAUUUUUUACACUCGAGAGUCUUAUUCUAUAAUUAUUUUUUGUUGUAUUGCUUGUGGAAACUAUACGAUUAAUGGUGUUUUGUUUUACUGACUUUUUUUUGUUUUGUUUUGUUUGUUUUGGACGUGACAUUUCCUGAUGUUGAAGUUGCUUCAUUUCUGUUAUCGCAAUUCUGUGUUCAGCUUUCUUCAGCUGAUGAAAAAAGAGAAAUGACAGGAGAAGGUGACAGAUAAGUUUGUCAGAAGGGUUUGCGUAAGAAGCCCUCACAUUAAGCCCACAAUCAUAUCAUGAUGUUUUAAGCUUACAUACUCUAUAAUGUAUAUAUAAUGUGGUUAAUGUCCUGUAUAAUGGACAUUCAACCAAUAUACAUUUCCACAAGUUGCCACUGUCCACAUCCUGAUCGUGCGCCAAGUUUCAAAAGUAGGCCACUGACCCUUACAUGCCCCCAGAUUAUUUUUAUUUAUUUGGCUGAAGCCAAGAAAGGGUUAACCCUGUGCUUCUAUAAAGACUUUUAGAAGAGAUAACAUGCAAAUACAUGCAGUAAUCAAACACAAUCCUCUCAGGUUUGGAGAGCUUUGACAUCAGCUUGUAUUUAGGAGGCUUUACCGGCAAUGAAGUUUAUUAACCCUUGCAUCCUUUGAGCAAGUAGGAAAUAUCUUUGCCCACCUUCUCCUACUCCCUUUUCUCAUGUUGUUGGCUGGAGAAAGCUGAUACUGACACAGACCUGUCAAGGUCUACAUCAAUGUUCAAUAUCAGAUAAGCUGUUUGAACCUUUAACCCUUUGAGCACUCUGAAAAUGGCCAGUUUUACACAGGCGUCUCCAAAGGCCUUAACAAAACCAUGGUGCAUCCCCAAUGACUCUGAAUUUACUGCAACUGUAUGUGAGAGACUUAAGCAAUAAACUGAAUGGCAAGAAAGAUGUCAUAGCUAGAUAUUUAAAUUUAGAUGUUCACUCCAGUGAUGCAAGAAACUAUAUACGGUACAAAAAUUAAGCACCAUUUUAGAAUAUAAAUAAAAAAGCUCACAUUAAAAAGUAAAGAUGUUUCUAAAAUGAAAUAAUAAUAGGACACAUUCUUGAAGUGCCACAGAGAUGCACAAAG